This is a messenger RNA of Fusarium mangiferae, 1524 nucleotides long. RefSeq lists its product as uncharacterized. The transcript has 4 exons. Gene Ontology annotation, molecular function: transmembrane transporter activity. NCBI's taxonomy places the organism in Eukaryota, Fungi, Ascomycota, Sordariomycetes, Hypocreales, Nectriaceae. The record is from RefSeq and is a predicted model, not a curated record. Gene Ontology annotation, biological process: transmembrane transport. The coding region runs from base 1 to 1524 and encodes 507 amino acids.
AUGGUGCUCACAAAAGACGAAAAGGCUCUUCACGACCAAUUGAAUCUCCUACCUCGACGCCAAUUAGCCACCGCCCUCGCUACCCUCUCUGCGGCUUUACUACUCGUCGUAAUUGAUCAAAAUGGCAUAUCGGUAAUCAUCCCCACAAUCGCCAAAGACCUGGACGCCGGAGCUACCAUCUCUUGGGCUGGCACUUCCAGCUUGAUCGCCAAUACUUGUUUUCAGAUGCUCUACGGUAGACUCUCUGAUGUCUUUGGUCGCAAGGUUAUUUUUGUGUCUGCCGCCUUACUGCUCUGUGUCGCAGAUUUGCUCUGCUCUUUGAGUCAGAAUGCGAUCAUGUUUUACGUCUCUCGGGCCAUCGCCGGUAUCGGCGGUGGUGGUGUUCAAAACCUUGUCAACAUCAUCAUCUCGGACAUCGUCACUCUUGAGCAGAGAGGAAAGAUUCAAGGGGUAGUUGGGGGCACUGUUGGAUUGGGUAAUGUGAUCGGACCCUUCAUUGCCGCCGGUAUCAUGCAAAGGUCAUCAUGGAGAGCGUUCUUCUGGCUUUUGACCCCGUUGUCGUUCAUCACCGCGGUUUUGUCCUACCUCUUUCUCCCGUCCAAGCCCGCGACAAUUGGCUUUCGGGAAGGGAUUUCCAAGAUAGACUGGAUAGGUUCACUAGUCUCAGGUACUGGUAUCGUAUUGCUUCUGAUCCCUAUCUCCGGAGGAGGCUCAUACUUCUCAUGGGACUCGCCACUCUCUAUAAGCUUCCUUGCUGUGGGCGGUGCGCUGUUCAUGGCAUUUAUAGGAUGGGAAUGGAAGAUGGCAAAGCUUCCAAUGAUGCCCAUUGACAUCUAUAAGAACUCAAGCCUCGCCAUAAUGCUUGCCCAGAACUGUCUGCUCGGUGCUGUUUACCAGUCCUACCUCUAUUACGUCCCGCUUUAUCUCCAAAACCCUCACCAGUACAGUGCGAUCAAAUCAGCAGCGGUGUACACCCCGUUGGUAGCGACACAGAUGAUUGCUUCUGUGGGUUCGGGGCAAUACAUCAGCCGUCGCCUCCGGUAUGGCGAGGUGCUCAUAUUCGGUUUCGCUGUUUGGACUCUAGGAGCGGGCCUGGCUCUACUACUCACGAGACACAGUAGUAUUGCCGUUAUUGCUGUUAUACUGGGUGUUGUCGGAAUGGGGGUCGGGUGCAUCUUCCAGCCUACCUUGAUCGCACUACAGGCUCAUUCCCCCAAGAGCCGCCGUGCAGUCAUUAUUUCCAACAGGAACUUUUAUCGUUGUAUUGGAGGCGCAUGCGGUCUUGCUGUCUCCGCUGCAGUCCUUCAAGCUCAACUACGCGCUACUCUGCCAGCUGAGUACAAGGACCUUGCCAGCUCAACAUAUGUACUUCCGGAGUCGAUGCGCCAGGUUCCUGCGGUCUUGGAUGCCUACAUGUCUGCAAGCCACAGUGUGUUCAUAUUGCAAGUUCCUUUAAUUGGCCUAUGCUUGCUUGGCACGGCUUUUAUCCGAGAUCGAGGGCUAGAGCCGGUGAAGGAUACGUAG